This is a messenger RNA of Syngnathus acus (greater pipefish), 1422 nucleotides long. It is a transcript of the gene echdc1, whose product is annotated as enoyl CoA hydratase domain containing 1. Gene Ontology annotation, molecular function: enoyl-CoA hydratase activity. Gene Ontology annotation, biological process: fatty acid beta-oxidation. The transcript has 6 exons. Bases 136 to 999 code for a protein of 287 amino acids. The record is from RefSeq and is a predicted model, not a curated record. NCBI's taxonomy places the organism in Eukaryota, Metazoa, Chordata, Actinopteri, Syngnathiformes, Syngnathidae. Gene Ontology annotation, cellular component: cytosol.
UCCGCCGGCAGGAGGUCAAUUUCCCCCCUUCGCUAGGUGGCGGUAAUGCGCCUGAAUGUUGGUUGCAAAACGCCAUUCAAACAAGACAAGGAGCAAGCUUCCGGCUUUCGGAGGUGUUCAGUUUGACUUUCCAGGAUGAUGGUUAUCCACGCAGUGAGGCUUCAUUGGCUGAGAGAGAGCCAUGUGUGUGGCAGAUGGUCCAGGUCCUCAAGGAUGUGGCAAAGACAGAUGAAUGACAGCGUUUACACCAAGGUGGACUUUGACCAGGAGGAAACCAAGGCCAAGCUGCUGGGCUUCCCUGGAGGUUCUGUUGAUCUUUGCAAACAGGAGUGUGGCAUUGCCAUCCUCACAAUCAACAACCCUUCCCACAUGAAUGCCUUCACCGGUGCUAUGAUGGUGCAGCUGGAGGAAAAAGUCAGCCAACUGGAGCAGUGGUCAGAUGGAAAAGGCCUCAUACUUCAGGGUGCUGCGGGAACUUUCUGUUCCGGAUCAGACCUUAAUGCUGUCAAAGCGUUAUCCAAACGCCAAGAUGGCACGGAGAUGUGUAUGUUUAUGCAGAAUGUUCUAACAAGACUUCUCAGAUUGAUGGCACCUGGCAGUGUGAUCCAGUUUGUCCACAAACACAUGGGUUUGGUCCCAGGCUGGGGCGGAGCCGCUCGACUCGUCCGUCUCGUCGGAAGCCAAACGUCCCUCAAGUUGCUCUGCGGUGCGACAAAAGUGGAGCCUCAAUUUGGCGUCCAGAUUGGGCUGGCGGACGGAGUGCUUGAAGAGACUCGGGUAGAGGAAGGUGUGGGGACUGUCCAUCAGCAGGCUGAAAAGUGGCUCAGUCGCUACACGACAGGGCCUCCCGCAGUCGUCCAGGCUAUUAAAAAGGUUGCCUUGUCAGGGAGAGAGCUCCAUCUAGUGGACGCUCUGAGGACUGAGAAGGACGUCCUGGCUUCUGUUUGGGGAGGACCGGCCAACCUGCAGGCACUCGCCACAAAGUCCAAACACAAGUGAGCGAGCGAGCAAGCGAGCGCAUUAUAGUCACUCAUCAUUUUCCCUCUGCCAAGAAAAAGACGAGACCACGCUAGAACGAUGAAAUGACCAUUUAUUAAUUUAAAAACAUAAAAAAAUGCCAAGCGAAAACUGUUAGCAAAAAAUGCAUUCCCAACGGAGAUAACCCAAGCAUGUAGAAUAAAAGUUGAAACUUUGUGAUUUGGAAUGGCAUCGUCAUCUCGCACGUUGCACAAAGCCAACAAGAGCCUUUUGCCUGGUGAAACAAAAUCUCUCUCUCUCUCUCUCUUCAAACAUGCACCAGUUUGACUUCAUUUUAGCUCCACGCCGGUGAAGAUUUCAAGAUCUGAACAAUUUGCACUUGACAGAUGGAAUGCUGAUAUCAAAAGUCAAUGGGCAAUAAAAUCAUUAAUUCAGUAGCCUUUA